AUGGGACUCAGCUGCUUCAAGUCCUGGAAGUAUGAGAGCACUGGCCACAAAGGCAACAGAGACGUGCUGGCCAGUCCGGGCUCCUACUUCUUCCUGUCCAACAGCACAGGCCAAGGCGACGAGUGGCUCAAAAGCCUCAACAAAGGAGUCUGGAUACCGUUCACAGGUGUCUUCGGUCAGCGGUUGGAGGAGACGGUGUUGUACGAGCGACGUUACGGGGUGCGUCUGGUCCCCCUGGUGGUGGAACAAUGCGUGGCCUUCAUCCGGGAGCGUGGGCUGCAAGAGGUCGGCUUGUUUCGCCAGCCGGGUCGCGCCAGUUUGGUGAAGGAGCUCCAGGAGGCGUUUGACUCCGGGGAGAGGCCGACUUUCGACAGUAGCACAGACGUCCACACGGUGGCGUCCCUCCUGAAACUCUACCUCCGACAGCUGCCGGAGCCUCUGGUUCCCUACAGCCGCUACCAAGACUUCCUGCUGUGCGGCCGGAAGAUUUCAAGCGACCGAACGCUGGGUUUGGAUCUCCUGAGGAAUCUUCUCCACGAUCUGCCGGUCGCUAACUUCAACCUGCUCAACUUCAUCUGCCAGUUUCUUCAUGAAGUCCAGAGCUACUCCAGCGGGAACAGAAUGAGCUGCCAGAAUUUAGCCACUGUGUUCGGGCCAAACAUCCUGCGCGCUAAAGGAGAUGACCCGCAAAGCAUCAUGGGAGGUGCUGCGCUUGUCCACGUGCUGAUGCUGGAGCUGAUCAGAGAACACCAGUUGCUCUUCUCCAAAUCCCCCCCCACGGCCUCAGCCUGCCUUGCUGGAGAGCAGUGUUCGUCCCCUGCAGCCCAGCGGCAGCCGCACCUUCACCCGGCGCCCUGCCUGCGCCAACUCUCUCUGCCGCUCAUCACGGAGGGCAGAGAGGGAGAGCGACUCAGCUCAACGUCUGCAGCCAGAUCUGAGUUGCCCUCAGGACAGAAGCGACGCCUGGGUCACCGCUACACGUCCUCCCACCCUGACAACUGCUUCUUCCCCGCACCGACUUGCAGCCCGCAGCACCACUUGGAGAGUCGCCAAGUCGGCGCGCACCAGAACGGUGGUGGCAGCGGUUCAUCCUUGAUGGACCAAAACACCACCCAGGACUCCAGUGCAGAGAACUGGCUCGAGGCCUGGGAGGGUUUAACAGAUUCAGGAGGUCAUUUCUGGAGAUCUUUAGUGCCUGAAGCAGCCAGCGUGGCCAGUAGCGAAGCCCAGGAGGACAGCACGCCGUCGGUGUACGACAACCUGGACAGGGAUCCGAAGCUGGAGGACCAGAGUGGACGGGAUGAAGCCAGUGUUGCUGAGGGCCACAAGGAAGAGCGAGAAAAGGCGUGUCAGACUCCCGACGAAGACUCCUCAUGGUCUUCCUGUGAGGUUCUACCUCAGGAUGAGACCAGAGGGACUGAGGAUGUGGUCAUCACUGAGAAAUCAGAGCCUCGCUCAUCACACCAGCCAUGUGAGGAAAACAGUGGAGAUGAGGAGGAGGAAGAUGAAGAACAUGAGGGAGGCCAACACUUGAACUCUCCAGGCUCUUGCUUCAGUCUUCUAAGUACCGGCAGCUCAGAGGUCUUCCUCCCAUCUGGUCAACCAGAGCCUGAAGGGUCUGAGCCCGGAGAUGCUCACGCUCUCCUGGCUGAGCUGCAGCAGCAGAUGGACCGGCAGCGGGCGGAGUACCAGGCCCGGAUACACCGGUUGGAGCGCUGCAAUGACGUCCUGGAAAGGCAGGUGGCGAUGCUGCGUGUGCGCCUGGAGCAGCAGAAGCGAAGCCAGAGCGUCGCUCAGAUCCAGAUCCGCAACAUGGAGCAAGCCAAAGCCGACGCCGACCGCCGGAACUCUACGCUGCAGAGAGAGAUGGAGCUGUUUUUCCAGAUGUACGGAGAGAUCAGGCGGAGAGAGGAGCGAGGCGGCAGCAGAGAGCGGAUCUUACAAAGUCUCUGAGGAACACAGACCACACUUCACUUGCACAACAUCGGAUGACCAGCUGUGACCUCCUUAACCUGGAGCCAAAAACUCUAUUUACACCAAGGAGAUGCAGCAUCAGUUACUGUAACCAGUGCACGACGAUAGAGGGCAUCAACUGAACUGUGACCAUGUUGUCUUCUCAGAGCUGAAGUUCAUGUUACCAAAGAAAAAGCUCAAUCCAAUGACACAACAGACUCGAGGACCUGUUGAGUCAAGACUUGUUCCAGGACCUACAUUAUGUUUGUUACGACUGAACCUGGAACCUCAGCUACUGUGACCUUUAAUAAUCCAUGGUGUAAAUGUUGAGAUGAAAUGAGGAACAUUCUAAGUCACAAACUGAAGAACAAAAACUCGACUGAAUCCGGAUAGAAC
This is a messenger RNA of Synchiropus splendidus (mandarinfish), 2349 nucleotides long. Its product is annotated as rho GTPase-activating protein 24. Gene Ontology annotation, biological process: negative regulation of Rac protein signal transduction; signal transduction; wound healing, spreading of epidermal cells. The record is from RefSeq and is a predicted model, not a curated record. Gene Ontology annotation, molecular function: GTPase activator activity. Gene Ontology annotation, cellular component: focal adhesion. NCBI's taxonomy places the organism in Eukaryota, Metazoa, Chordata, Actinopteri, Syngnathiformes, Callionymidae. The transcript is spliced from 9 exons. Bases 1 to 1953 code for a protein of 650 amino acids.